Oncorhynchus tshawytscha (Chinook salmon) is the source of this 3809-nucleotide messenger RNA. Its product is annotated as calcium/calmodulin-dependent protein kinase kinase 2. The record is from RefSeq and is a predicted model, not a curated record. Gene Ontology annotation, molecular function: protein kinase activity; ATP binding. The transcript is spliced from 17 exons. The coding region runs from base 351 to 2033 and encodes 560 amino acids. Gene Ontology annotation, biological process: protein phosphorylation; CAMKK-AMPK signaling cascade; activation of protein kinase activity. Lineage: Eukaryota; Metazoa; Chordata; Actinopteri; Salmoniformes; Salmonidae.
CCGAUAAUUGGGGGCGAAUAUCUAAUUUUCCUUUUGUGAAUAUUCAGGGAGGGAUAAAUAAAAACAACUGUCAUAUGGUCCACGACCUACAGCGUUUCACCCACUGGCCACACGGUGUCUGCCCAGCUGGAUUGGUUCUUCAGAGGAUGCUCGCCACCUAUCACGAUGCUUCGUUCAGUUUCUUCACGUCGCUAGAUAUUUUACCAGCAACAUCAACACUAUUUCAUGCAGUCAGGUGGCUAGUAUACGGAACGCCCUUAGUUCAUAAUUGCACCCGAAAAGUGCUCUGCUCUCCUGAGGUAGACCACUGAUGGAGCAGCGACAUACAAGCUCUGGGGACAGUCGUUGUCAUGUUUCCAUGCGUUUCCUCCUGGCCCUCUGCUGAGCCCCCGUCGCCCUGCGGUCAUGUAUCCCUGCCCACACACACUCACACACAGCCCCUGCCUGACCUACUGUGCAGCUGCCCUGCCCCGCAGAUGAACCCUCACCCCCUCCCAGACUACAUGGAGUCCCUUAUCGUGGUGACCGAGUACGAGCCCAAGGGGGGUGAUGAGGUGGAGGACAUGGAGUGCUCUGAGACGCCCUUCAGAACCCACUCCUGCGACCUGCUGUCCCACUCUGUGGGCCACCCCGAGGCCCUGUCCCCUGAGCCCCAGGGGCACAGGGGAAGACUAAACCUGUCAGACCGGAAGCUGUCCCUGCAGGAGCGCUCCCAGACAGCCUCGUCCCCCAACGGGCGCUACAUCUACCCCUCGCUGCCCUACUCGCCCAUCACCUCGCCCCAAUCCUCCCCGCGGCUGCCCCGUAGACCCACCGUGGAGUCUCACCGCGUCUCCAUCACUGACCUGCAGGACUGCGUGCAGCUCAACCAGUACAAGCUGAAAGAUGAAAUCGGAAAGGGCUCCUAUGGUGUUGUCAAGCUGGCCUACAAUGAAGACAACAACACUUAUUACGCGAUGAAAGUGCUGUCCAAGAAGAGGCUGAUGAGGCAGGCAGGUUUCCCACGGAGACCACCCCCCCGCGGAGCCAAAGCAGCCCCCGAAGGCCCCCCUCAGCCAAAAGGACCGCUAGAACGGGUCUACCAGGAGAUUGCCAUCCUAAAAAAGCUGGACCAUCCCAAUGUAGUGAAGCUAGUGGAGGUUCUUGACGACCCUGGUGAGGACCAUCUGUACAUGGUGUUCGAGCUGGUCAAAAAGGGGGCUGUGAUGGAGGAGUUGCCCACGGACAAGCCGCUAAAUGAGGACCAAGCUCGGUUCUACUUCCAAGACCUAGUCAGGGGGAUUGAGUUCUUGCAUUACCAGAGGAUCAUCCACCGGGACAUCAAGCCCUCUAACCUCCUGGUUGGGGAGGACGGUCACAUUAAGAUCGCUGACUUCGGGGUCAGUAACCAGUUUGAGGGGGCCGACGCCCUCCUCACCAGCACGGUAGGCACGCCCGCCUUCCUCGCCCCCGAGACCCUCUCCGAGACCAGGAAGAACUUCUCUGGCAAGGCAUUGGACGUUUGGGCCAUGGGAGUGACGCUGUACUGUUUCGUGUUCGGAGUGUGUCCCUUUAUGGAUGAACGCAUCAUCAGUCUUCAUCAGAAGAUCAAGACUCAGCCAGUGGAGCUGCCAGAGCAUUCAGACUUAUCUGAUGAUCUGAAAGAUCUGCUACUGAAGAUGCUUGACAAGAAUCCAGAGACCAGGAUAUCAGUACCGCAGAUUAAGGUGCACCCGUGGGUGACGCGGCGAGGAGCGGAGCCCCUCCCUCUGGAGGAUGAUAACUGCUGCAUGCUGAUCGAGGUGACUGAGGAGGAGGUGGAGAACUCUGUCAAACACAUCCCCAGUCUGGCCACUGUGAUCCUGGUGAGGACCAUGCUGAGGAAGCGCUCCUUUGGGAACCCCUUUGACUGGGGCCGCCAGAGAACCGAAGACCGAGGCACCGGUCUGUCUGCACCAGGACACGUGCUCACCAACCUCUUAAUCUGCCCCCCUCCCCCUCCUGCCCGCCAGCAAAGGGAGAGCGGGCAAUGUGAGAUGCUGCUACAUUCAUAGUAACCAAAGAAGGAAACAAGAGAGUGGGGAGGGCAUGAGAAGUAUGGACCUGCCCUUGGUGGGCGAAGAUGAGACUCUUUCCUGAUGCGGUGUGGUUUCUCAGCGCGAGGGUGAAGGCAUGCUAGCGAAUUAUGUUGGUUGAAGCCACUAAUGUCUUUUGUGGAGGUGGACAGGACUGUUAUAGGGAUGUGACGGGAGCCUGAACACCCUUUUGGUGAAAGCUCCCUCCUGACUGUCACUCACUAACACCCAUCUGUAAUGCAUGCUCAUGUUUCUAGUCAUAGCAUGCUCUGUCACAGGCUUCUGAUAUAAAGGUCUGUAUUUUAGCCUAGGUACAUGUGUUUCUCCAGGCCUCCUCCGUUUGAAAAGGCUCUCACGUUUACUGCAGGGGUAUGGGGACGGGAAGGGGUGUUUGUGGACGGCUGUACAUUUUCAAGGGGCGACCCCUGUCCCCCACAUGUUAAUAGAGCAAGUUACUUAACUAUGAUUGUCUGGACCACUCACCAUUAAUGUGGACAGUUUUGUAACGAUAAACAGGAGAGGUUUAUUGAAACGAAAAAAGGUUUACUACAUUCCUGGUAUGCAUGCGAGUUUGUUUCUUUCCCAGUGCAGCCAUUGUUUACGCUACAUAAGCUGCACAAUCAUAAAAUUAGUUAUCGAUGCACAAACUAUUUAUUUGAUUAAUUCAGUCCUCACUAAUGGUUUGUUGUAAAAUGUCUCCCAGUUACUACAACUGGGGAAGAGCUUCUAAAAAAAAUGACGUGUUUUCUAACGCACUUACUUCUUAAACGUGUGGCGGGCCAAGGGGGAUGAUACAAUGUUGAAGCUCAAGUCAAAAUAAUGUGUUUGUGGCAUGUUUGUUUCUUUAAGCUUUUUAUAUGUUAAUAGAUUGACGGGUGUGGUUUUUAAACCUCUCAUUUUCAGGACACCAAAAAUAAAUUAAAUUGUGUAUUUUGUAAACUAAUAGCAAACACCUUUAAAACAAGUGACUAUUUCUAACUGCAAUGUCAUUGUGAAAUGGUAGGAGUUAUUGUCUCUUACAAAUGAAUUUCACUCCCAGGCAUAUAGUGUGGCUGCAGACCUCUUGUACAAAUCUAUGCAUGACAUAUCUGUUACGGAAAUGUUGGAAUUAGUUUGAAUUAGAUAAAGUUGUCAUCAGAUAUGGUAAGAUACAGAUGCUAGUAGAACUCCGACAUUGUCCCCGGAGUGCAACUCUUUUUCCAUGGCUAAGCGGUCGAAUGAUCUUCCUAGUUGUCUUGUGGCAUGUUUUUUUUAUUUUUUAAAUGUUUACCUCUUGCAUUUUUUUUGCACGUAGUUAGACUGUGUUUGUGUAUGGAUAGCUAUAGUCGCUGGACAUGUUUGUGUAUGGAUAGCUAUAGUCGCUGGACAUGUUUGUGUAUGGAUAGCUAUAGUCGCUGGACAUGUUUGUGUAUGGAUAGCUAUAGCCGCUGGACAUGUUUGUGUAUGGAUAGCUAUAGCCGCUGGACAUGUUUGUGUAUGGAUAGCUAUAGUCGCUGGACAUGUUUGUGUAUGGAUAGCUAUAGUCGCUGGACAUGUUUGUGUAUGGAUAGCUAUAGUCGCUGGACAUGUUUGUGUAUGGAUAGCUAUAGUCGCUGGACAUGUUUGUGUAUGGAUAGCUAUAGUCGCUGGACAUGUUUGUGUAUGGAUAGCUAUAGUCGCUGGACAUGUUUGUGUAUGGAUAGCUAUAGUCGCUGGACAUGUUUGUGUAUGGAUAGCUAUAGUCGCUGGACAUGUUUGUGUAUGGAUAGCUAUAGA